GGGACCACUCCGGGGUGAGAGUGCCCGGAGGAUCGCCAAGGACCAUCCUGGAAGCUGCCUGUGACAUCGCUUAUUGUGUUCAACUCCACAACUGUCGCGAUGGGCUGUGGACUGAACAAGCUGGAGAAACGGGACGAGAAGCGGCCUGGGAACAUCUACUCGACCUUGAAGAGGCCGCAGGUGGAGACCAAGAUCGACGUGGCCUAUGAGUACCGCUUCCUGGAGUUCACCACACUCAGCGCCUCGGCGCUACCGAAGUCCUCGGCCGUGAGGCUGGCCUCCCUGCGCGACCUGCCGGCCCAGCUCCUGGGGCUGUACGAGCAGGGCUUCUCGCUGGCCGCCCUGCACCCCUUCGUGCAGCCCACCCACGGGCUGGAGAACACGCCCCUGGAGCACAUCUUCAGGGCCAUCCUGAUCAAGAGAACCGACAGAUCUCAGAAGAGUGAUGUUCACAACGAAGGCUACGUCCUGGAAUUAGACUGCUGCUCUUCCUUGGACCACCUGUCAGACCAAAAAAUCAUCCCGGAGUUCAUUAAGAAGGUACAGGAGGCCGCCAGCCAGGGCCUGAAGUUCGUCGGUGUUAUACCUCAGUACCAUGCCUCUCCGAGCCCUGCAGGCGGGAGCCCCACCACGCCCACCGCGCCCACUGCCCACAGCUCAGCUGGUGCCGGAGAUGCCAAGAGCGCACGUGGGACUCGUACGUCCUUGGAGCAGGAGAGCCCCGGGGCUCCCGUGGGGAGGGAUCAGAGCCUGGAGCCUGGCGGAGGCCCAGCCGAGCAGCUCUCCCCAGCGGAGGGAGUGAGCCAGGCCCGGGAUGCACCGGACGACGACCUGUCAGAGGUGCCUGCGGAACCAGCCCCGGGGAGGAUGGAGAUCUUCGCCCUUUUCAACAAGCCCCAGAGCCAUCGGCCGUGCCGGCAGUACUACCCCAUCACCAUCCCUCUGCGCGUCUCCAGGAACGGCCAGACCGUGAGCAGCUUGGACGCCAACUGGUUGGAGCACAUGAGCAGCCACUUCCGGAAGGGGGGCGCGCUGGUGAACGCCGUGUUCUAUCUGGGAGCCGGGACCGGUUCCUUGCACGGCCUGACAGAGGGAGUGUUCAUCUUUGAAGCUGUUUCCACGGAAGACAGCAAGACCGUACAGGGCUACGACGCUAUUGUUGUCGAACAGUGGACGGUCCUGGAAGGCGUCGAGGUGCAGACGGACUACGUGCCCCUGCUGAACUCGCUGGCGGCCUACGGCUGGCAGCUCACCUGUGUGCUGCCGACGCCCGUCCUCAAGACCACCAGGGAGGGCAGUGUGUCCACCAAGCAGAUCGUCUUUCUCCAGAGGCCCUGUCUACCUCAGAAAAUCAAGAAGAAGGAGUCAAAGUUCCAGUGGCGAUUCUCCCGAGACGAAGGGCAUGGCCGACAGCUGCGGAGGUCCAAAGGGAGACUGGGAAGCAAGGACAAACGGCAGGCGGGAGAAACCGACAAGACGGCCGAAGAUCCGUUUUCCAAAGCCGGAGACGCGGCAAACUGCGUGGCGGGCCCGCAGCAGGACGAGCGCGCGCCUGAGCAGAUGCGGGUCCCCGGCCAAGAGGUGGAGGGAGGCAGGCUGCCCGCUGCGGGCCGGCCGGGGCCAGGGGAGGCCGUGCAGAAUGGCCCCGCUGGCCACAGCAGGGCCUCGGUGGGCGGCUGCGCUGGGCACCCUGAUGCAGGUGCUGAGGUGGCCGCCACAGGGCCCGCGAUGGCGGAAGAACAUUGAGUGCGGGGCAUCUCUGCUGCAGCCGGCCCAGCUGCCCCAGCUGGCCCACGGCCGGUGUAGCUGUGUGCCCUGGCGUGCUGUUACCCUGUGGCUUGGCCCGGCCCCUCCUGGGAGCUCGCCCGGCCCGCCAGGGCUGCGACCCUGACAGUGCUGGUCUCUGCGCAUCCGUUCAGAAAGUGUCUUAACAGCCCGCGUGGCGGCGCAAGAGGUCAGCUGGUUUGUUCCCCACCCGGGCUCCUCCCGCGGGAGGGUCUGGACCACCCAGUGCCUGUGUGUCCCCCACAGGGCCAAGUCCGUGCACAUCCCUGGCUACAGAGCAAGGCUGCCCCCCCAUCCUGCGGGGGGGGGGCGUGCCCGUCCCCUGCUGCUUCCCACAGCUACCUGGUGACUUUUAAGCACCCCUGGAGCCUCGAACCCCCUCAGGCCCCGCUGCUUUGCCGAAGGACAUGACGCUGGGGAGAGGAGGCGCCCAGCCUCCCGGCUUUUCUCGAAGUAGUCCUGUAGAUACUGGUGAUGUGCAGAUGAAGAGGUAAUUGUGUGUGCACCUGCUCCUGCAGGGCGAUCGGGAGAGUAUUCUGUGUAUUAAUGCCAAAAACAUUUUUAAAGGUUUUGUAUUCAGCGCACCCUAGGAACACAAUUUCAGGGCAUCCAGCCGGGGUGCCUGCCUGUGCUAUUUUAAUCGGUGUAUCGUUGGCCAAGUUGUUCCCCACGUAACCGUGUCUGUCACGUGUUGAUAUUGUCCAGAGAGUACCGUGAAGGCUUUGAGUAGACGCAUCUGGCGCACCCUGGGGAGAACGCCUGUUUGUCUUGACUAAAACAACAUCCUGUUUCUUCUCCUUCUUGUUUAGUUACUUAAAGCAAUAAAUCAUC
Molecule: messenger RNA, 2616 nt
Organism: Lepus europaeus (European hare)
Lineage: Eukaryota; Metazoa; Chordata; Mammalia; Lagomorpha; Leporidae
Gene: RFTN1
Product: raftlin, lipid raft linker 1
Exons: 10
Coding region: 100-1746 (548 amino acids)
Source: RefSeq, a predicted model, not a curated record